CUUUUGUGUCUGUACAGAGAUCAUCCCUUUCACUGUGUUGCAUUAUUGCUUUCGCUUCUAACACUUCAUGGCGUCUUCAAAUCCUUCCAUAGAAUUCGGCUCUUCAACUUCCAAACUCCCACAGAAGUACGAUGUGCUCAUCAACUUUAAUGGAGAAGACAUCCGCAGGAAAUUUGUUUCUCAUCUCGAUUAUGCUCUCUCUACUGUUGGGCUCACCACUUUUCUUCACGAGGAGAAUGCAGUGAAAGGCAUGCACAUCCAACAACCUAUUCUGAAUCUGUGUCGGGUAGCAAUAGUUGUUUUCACCAAAACCUAUUCUCAAUCUGCUUGGUGUCUUCAUGAGCUCCAACAAAUCAUCAAAUGGCAAGAAACUUAUUCCCGACAUGUUCUGCCCGUAUAUUACGAAAUUCAGCCAUCUGAUGUACGUCUUCAGAAGGGUGAUUUUGGAAAAUCAUUCAAAGCAACUGCACAAGAAACAUUUCCAUGGCAACAACUGGAGCAUGGCAUGUCCAGGUGGAGCCACGCACUCACCAAAGCUGCAAACUUUUUUGGAUGGGAUGAGAGAAAUUACAGGAGUGAUGCUGAACUUGUGGACAUAAUUAUUAAGGGCGUUGUUAAUUUACCAGUCUUGUCUGCUACUAAAUUUCCAGUUGGAUUACAAUCCCGCGUGAAAGAUGUGAUUCAAAUUAUAAAAAAUAAAUCCACGGAAGUUUGUGUAAUAGGAAUAUGGGGAGAGGGAGGGUCAGGUAAAACCACCCUUGCCAAAGCUAUCUACCAUCAACUUCAUGGUACAUUCACAGAGAAAAGUUUUAUUGAAGAUAUUUCACAAUUUAGUCAAACAAGAGGGCAUGUUCAUUUACAAGAACAACUACUUUCCGAUGUCCUAAACACAAAGAUAGAGAUACGUAGCAUUGAGAUGGGAAAAUGUAUGAUUAGGGAAAAACUUUCUGGGAAAAAAUUGCUCAUUGUACUUGACGAUACUAAAUAUGAUCCAUUAUUAGACCUAUGCGAUAGUCAUGUAUGGUUAGCUAAAGGAAGUGUCAUAAUAAUUACAGCAAGGGAAGAAAGCCUACUAAGAAUACCUGAAAUUGGUUCUGUUAUUUCGAUAAAUCUGUUGAGCACAAAUGAGUCCCUUGAGCUUCUUAGUUGGCACGCAUUCAGAGAAGCAAAACCAGAAGAAGAAUACAAUGACCUUGCAAAAAGCGUAGCUGUUUGUUGUGGAGGACUACCUCUUGCUCUUGAAGUCAUUGGAAGUAGGUUAUUUGAAAAAACGAAAGAAGAAUGGAAGAGUGUAUUGUUAGAAUUAAAGGAAAUUCACAACCAUGAUGUCCAUCGGAAAUUGAAAAUAAGCUUUGAUGGUUUAAGCAAUGAAAUGGAAAAAGAUUUAUUCCUUGAUGUAUGUUGUUUCUUUGUUGGUAAAGGCAGAGCCUUUGUUACAAAGAUCCUAAACGACUGUGGAGUAGAUGCUGAUAGUGGAAUAAGAAUUCUCAUAGAGCGUGGCCUCAUACAAGUGAAAAAGAACAACAAAUUAGGAAUGCAACCGAUGCUACAAAAAAUGGGAAGAAAAAUUAUUCGUCAAAUUUCAGGAAAGGAACUUGGGAAGAACCCUCAACUAUGGUUUGGCCAGGAUGCAGAAUAUGAACUGUUAGAGAAUACUCUGUUCUCAUCACAGCAGACAAAAGUCAUUCGGAAAUUGCCUUUGAAAAUGUUUUUAAUAGCCACAAGAGAGUUAUUCGAACAUCCUUCAGUAGUAAGAGACAAAUCAAGACUUCUGAAACUCACUAGAGAUUUUGGGAAACUGAGAUGGAUCAGUUUGCAAGGGUUUUCUUCAGAAUACCUACCUGAAGACUUUUAUCUGCAAGAUGCAAUGGUGAUUGAUUUAAAACACAGUCUUCUUCGAUUCGUCUGGAAAGAACCUCAGGUUUUGAUGUGGUUAACAGUCCUUAAUCUUAGUCACUCCAAGUACUUGAGAGAAACUCCAGACUUUUCUGGACUACCUCGUCUUGAACAGCUCAUUCUCAAAGAUUGUUCAAGAUUGCGCAAAGUACACCAUUCUAUUGGAUGUCUCAACAAUCUUGUAUUGCUAAAUUUGAAGGACUGUACAAGUCUAAGCAAUCUCCCAAGAGAGGUAUAUAAGUUGAAAUCUUUAACCACUCUCAUUCUCUCUGGUUGUUUGAAGAUUGACCCAUUGGAAAAAUAUAUAGUGGAAAUGGAAUCCUUGAUAAUUCUAAUUGCUGAAAAUGCAGCUGUGAAACAAGUGCCUUUUUCAAUUGUAAGCUCAAAAAGCAUUGGAUAUAUAUUUCUACGAGGUUUUGAGGGAUUGUCAUGUAAUCUUUUUCCUUCUAUCAUUCGGUCUUGGAUGUCACCAAUCAUGAAUCCCUUAUCUUAUAUUCAUUCGUUUUGCAUGGAUAUUGAGGAUAAUGGUUGGAAUGAUCGUUUGCCAUUGCUUAGCACCCUUGCAAAUCUUCGAAGUGUUUUGGUGCAAUGUGACACCGAGUUUCAACUAUGUAAGCAAGUUGAAACUUUUCUGAUCGAAUAUGGAGUAAAUGUUACAAAAUCAGGAAUUUCACAGAAGAACUUGAAGUAUUCUUUGAUUGGUGUUGGAAGAUGCAAGGAUUUCUUCGAUGCUGUCAGUGAUAGCAUUUCUCAGGUAUUUGCAAGCAAUGAGUCCCGUGAUGUUUCUCUCCCAGGCGAUAAUGAUCCUUAUUGGUUGGGCCACAUGGGUAAGGGUCAUUCUGUUUCUUUCACUGUGCCUCGAGAUCGUGACUUGAAGGGAAUGGCUUUGUGUGUCAUUUAUUUAUCAACCCCUGAAAUUGUGGCAACUGAAUGUCUUAGAAGUGUCUUAAUUGUUAAUUACACAAAGUGUACAUUACAGAUACAUAACCAUGGCACGGUAAUUUCCUUUAAUGAUAUAGAUUGGCAAGGUAUAAUACCAAAUUUAGGAUCAGGAGACAAGGUGGAGAUUUGUGUGACUUUUGCUCAUGAAUUGGUAGUCGAGAACAUAGUUGUUUAUCUGAUAUGUAGUGAAUUAAACGACUCACAAAAGGAGCCUGCCCCAAAGAAAAAUUCCCUAAUUAGAUUUAUAAAGAAAGUUGUAAUGUGACCUCUGAUAAGUCAUUUAUCUUCUUUGAGAGCAGCAGGAUCUCUUGAGUUAUGGAAUUAAUCCUCUUGUCCUUGAAUGCAAGUUAUGUUUCCUCAUACU
Molecule: messenger RNA, 3202 nt
Organism: Vigna radiata var. radiata (mung bean)
Lineage: Eukaryota; Viridiplantae; Streptophyta; Magnoliopsida; Fabales; Fabaceae
Product: disease resistance protein LAZ5
Exons: 5
Coding region: 68-3103 (1011 amino acids)
Biological process (GO): defense response; signal transduction
Molecular function (GO): ADP binding
Source: RefSeq, a predicted model, not a curated record